UGAUCGACAACUCGUCAUCCUCGGUAAUUUCAUCUCCUCUUUCGUAGAGAUACAUUCUUCCAUCUUUUCAAAAAAAGAAGUCAUAGCCAGAUAUAGUGUAUUAAAAAUUAAUCGCAAAAUAAAAUCGGAUCAAUCUCUCGAGAUUCUGUUUAAAAAUAUAAAAAGAAGAUAAUUUGAUUUUAUUACAUGUGCAUAGUUUGCAUUUAACAUCUUUUUUCCACACAAUUAAUAUAUAAAAACUAAAGUAUGCCUAAAAGAUAUGAAAAUUUUUAAUUAUUAAAAAUUCGAAAUCUAUGUGAGAACUGAUGUUUGUUGAUAAGUUUGAACGAUUUAAUUAUUUAAUUAUUCUAAAGAGUACACAUAUCCUUAUAUAAAAUAAUGAGCCAAAAAAGUUUCGCGUUUUUGUGUUGCGGACUGUUUCUCUUUAUCAUUUCGCCAUCGAAAUCUCAGCAAAGUUCCACCGACAACAAAGAGAAAAGUGAUAAUUCGAUGGUACGAAAUGAAGAAGAUGCGGAUUCUACAACAAUCUAUAGCGACAAAAUAAAAACAAUUCGAUACGAUUUGUGUGAAAAUAAGUUUGCCAACAAUACGCAAUAUGUUCACAAUCCUGAGAAUGAUGACCAAAUAUAGAUGAAUUCUCACCCCAAUUCGACAAAUGUCAAUCAUAAAGAAAAUUUUAUGUCACAGAAAAAUUAUGAAAAUUUGAUCGUAAAGAACGAUUCCGUGUCAAAUGGUGUCUGUGAAAAUUUCAAAGGGAGUAAAGAAAUUAACAUCGUCCCAUAUAAAAUGUGCCAUAAUAUUACUUGCAUUCUGCUCUGUUGUCCUCUUGGCAACAGCUUGAGAUUGAAUGACAGUAAAUGUAUUCCAAGAAAAAGUAAAUACCGUUUUCCAAAUGUGUACAAAUCCACAAACGAUUCAAUGGAGAAUGAAAAUAAGAGAGUGGAUGAAUUGUUUCACUUUGCCGUCCACGAUUCGUGCUUAAACACGCGACAUUUCUUUGGAAACUGGAGAUUCAAGAACGAAUAUAAAAUGUUUACCAAUGGUUCUAUUUAUUUAUCUUAUUAUAAAACAUUACUUAAAUCGACAUCAUAUUGUCUCGCUGUGUUUUUUGAAAGGGUGAACCAGUUUCAAGUGACUUAUUGUUUGGAAACUUAUAAUCAAGUUUUCAGGAGCAAAAUGAAAUACAUAUCAUCAAUUAGAUUCGCAAUGCAUAUACAUAUGAACUCCGAAAUGUACAUGGCUUCAUAUUGUGCAAUUACAGCUUUACGUCAUCCGUCCAAAUCAUAAUUGAAGUUGUGAAUUUUAUAGUUAUUGAAACUGAAGAGUCACUUCCCGUCUGUAUUACACUUGCUUUCUUCCGUUAUUUUUGGUUUAUGUCGAAAUAUUUCUGGCUAAGUAUCAUGAGUUUUAAUAUGUGGCAGACAUUCAGUUUCAGAAAUAUUGUAUUUUUCCUGGAUACAAAGUGCUUGUAUUAUUAGUAGUAUUUGCUUAUCCAUUUAUGCGGCACUGAACAUCAAACGUUACGAAAAAAAUACAGAUUUUCGUCUAACAGAUUCGGAAAGCAAGCGGUAUAAUGACAAUAAAAAAUGGUUUAAUCUAUGUAUGAAGUUAUUUAUCGUGAUGUUUAUCAUAAUAGGCAUAAACUGGAUUAUGUUUACAAUAUUUUUUUUUAUUACUGAUGAAUCAUUAUUAAAUAAUUAUUAUGUCUUAGUUAGUGUUUUGUUAGAUACUGUGGAGUGUUUCUGCAUGUUCAUUAUAUUUGUAUGGAAAAAGAAGAUUAAAUUGAUGUUAUUGAAACAAGUCGGAUACAAAACGAAUGCAACAUCGACUUGAAUAUCACAACUAAGAAGACUAUGCAGGAAAAAUCGAAUUCUUGUGGAGAAGAAAACUGUCACGCGAAAGAUUCGACCGAAAAGAUUGAAAUCUAAUAUUGCGCUAUGUAAAAUAUGUUUUAUCUCAGUUUAUGAAUAAAUGAUUAAUUGCAAUUUAAUAUACCAGAUAAUACAAACGCACGCUUUGCGCUCGCCAUUAUGCGUUUUAUUUUGUAAUUUGUGCGUGCAAUUUAACUUUUUAAUAAUUGUAAUUUUAUAUAAUUUUAUUUUCUCAACUGUCAAAGUGUUACGUGACAGCUGCCGAUUAUAAUUAUAACACACAACGCGAAUCAAACAUCCAAAGUGACAAUACACAGUGUUAAUAACAUGCUUUUUUUAUAGAAUUAGACCAACAAAAGCGCGGGCUACAUGCGCGCCAUUGUCUAUUCUUGUUUAAUAAUUCAAACUGAUUUUAACAUUCAAACUGUUAAUCCUCACAAGGACAGUUGCUCAAUGCUAAGCGUUUAAUGCUAAUGUAAUAAAUAAUUUUAUUUAAUAUUCUAUUUACAUAUAUAUUUUCAUAUAUGUUAUGACAUUGCACUUAAAAUAUUUCGGCAACAAAAUGUGAAUAGCAUAUAGUAAUCCAUCUUAGUAUUUUGGUAUUGUCAAUAAAAAGCGUGUUAAUUAUUGUCAGUCGAGCUUCGACACACGAGCAAAAAAGAUGUAAGUAAAACACUUUGCAUACUGUCAAAUUCUUUUUUACAUGUACAAUCGAAAUGUGAAAACUAUUUUAUAUGAAAAAAUAAUUAAUAAGUUAUUAAUUUCUUCAAUUAAAAUGUAAUUACAUAUAUAUAUCGCGAUGCUAAAUCUCAAAACGCUUUUUUUUGUGUACAUAUGUAUAUGGAUGGGUGCGUGGGUGCGUGUGAGGGUGGGUGAGUAAGUUGUAAAAUUUUUAAAAAUUAUAUAGUAGCUAUCCCUGACAAAUUUCAAAAAUGUUACUACCAAUUUAAAAAAAAACGGUCCAUAAAUAUACGUUUGCAUGAGUGGGUAUAGGGAUAUAAAACUUAAGAAAAUCCACAUCGUCACACUCCCCGAAAAAGAGUGAUGGCAAAUUUCGCCUAUUUUUAAGACUUUAAAUUUCAAACUUUUUUUAUGGCACACACACAAAUAGUACUAUUAAAUGAAACAUUAAUUUUAAUAAAAUUUCAAGAUGAGCAUAGACACAAUUACGGAGAUACAAGGGAGAAAGUGAUGAUUUUUAGUCAGUUUUAUGAGAAAUUAUCACUUUCAUUUCUUCAUACCUAAAAAACCGUGCCUAAUAUGCUUAUCUUGAAAUUUCUCUAGGAUUAAUGUCUUAUCAUAUAGUACUAUUUGGCAUAAAAAUAAGUUUGAAAUUUGAGGUCCCAAAAUUCGACCCUAUAAACUAUAAAAAAAUAUAGGGUUAAAUAAUAAUAUAUAUAAUUACAUUUGAGAUAAAAAUGUUGUGAUCGCACUACCCAAACAGAAUUAUAACUUCAAUCGAAUCUCCGAUCAGUACCAUUGUCCGUCAAUUAAACGUGAGAAUGCUUGAAAUUGAACUUUGUACGCAUGUGCUUAUUUUAUGUUUAAACUCCAUUGCCACUAUUCACGACUCUACUAUACUUUCAUCUAGAAUCACGCUUCAACUGACACAUUUGCUAAGACACUUUUGUAUUUCAUUGACGUAUAACGGUCUGCCAAGUUGUGUGGUUACGGUCGCGAGAUAAAUCUAUUGAUAUACAAUUCAUCGAUCUAUCACCGAUACUUCAGGAUAUUUAUCAUAAAAAUAUAAAAUAGUUUUUGCAACUGCGUAAUUAAUGUCGUGGUUAAUAAAAACCAAUCGAAAGGAUAUAGUACGUUAAUAAUAUAAUUGCAUCAUUUUUAGCUUAAACUUGCAUAUUUUACUCUAUUUUUUAAUAAUAUAUACUUAUAUCUCCCGAUAAAAAAACAUGUCUGUUUUUUUACAAUUUAUUAAAUCGAUCUCUAUAAUCGACGUGAUGAAAUUAGUCAUGUAUCUGGCAUUAUUCUGCAAUUUUUCCAAUGCAGUAACAGACGUAAAAAAUCAGCUACAUGCAUUUCCCGAGAAAAUAUCGUGGAUCAACUGGGAGCAAUCGAGAGAUUUUAAAUUCAAUCCCGAUGACACUUUCGACACGGUGAAAAUGAUAAGAAGAGAGGGUUAUCCUGCAGAAACUCAUGUUGUAACGACGGAGGAUGGUUAUCUCUUGGUAUUACAUCGUAUUCCAGGUGGCAAUGACUCUCUACCUGUAUUAUUGCAACACGCUGUGUUAUGCACCUCCGCCGACUGGAUCAUUCUUGGUAAAGGCAAAGCACUCGCUUAUCUAUUAGCGGAUCAGGGAUAUGAUGUUUGGUUAGGCAAUUUUCGUGGUAAUACCUAUUCAAGGGCGCAUAUUUCUCUGUCUCCGUUGGAAUUAAAAUUUUGGGAUUUUAGCUUUCACGAAAUGGGUAUCUAUGAUUUACCCGCGAUGAUUAAAUUUAUCACAAAUAUGAAAUCGCAACCAUUGCACACGUACGUUGGUCAUUCGAUGGGUACAACCAGUUUUUAUAUAAUGGCAUCGGAGCGUCCGGAAAUCGCACGAAUGGUACAAAAGAUGAUUAAUUUUGCGCCGGCAGUCUUUCUUGAUCAAGUAGAAAGUCCGAUAAAAUAUAUUUUUCCUUUCUGGAAAGAAAUAAAGAUGUUCAUACGGUUAUUUUUUCACGAUGAAUUUUUGCCGCAAAACGAUUUGUUGAGAUUUAUUUCAAAAUAUAUUUGCCCUCAGAAUUUUAUCACGCAACAGUUCUGUGCCGAUCCAAUAUUUCUGAUCUGCGGAAAUGAUCAAGAACAAUUUAACUACACUCUUCUGCCUGUAAUCCUGGGCGUCGAUCCGGCCGGCACCUCGAUUAAAACUAUUCUACAUUUCAUUCAGUUAAGCCAGGCAAGCAAGUUUCGUCGAUACGAUUACGGUCGCGAGAAAAAUCUGUUGAUAUACAAUUCGUCGGAACCCCCGGAUUAUAAUCUAACAAAUACCACAUUACCUAUCGCAUUGUUUUAUGCUCCUGGAGACUUGCUAGUUAACAGCGUGGUAAACAUGUCUAUUCGUGUACAGUUUAUUAAAUCAAUUUUUAUAAUCGACACAAUGAGAUUAAUCAUGUAUCUGGCAUUAUUCUGCAAUUUUUCCAAUGCACUAGAAGACGUAAAAAACCAGCUACAUGCAUUUACCGAGAAAAUAUCGUGGAUCAACUGGGAGCAAUCGAGAGAUUUUAAAUUCAUUUCCGAUGACACUUUCGACACGAUAAAAAUGAUAAAAAGAGAAGGUUAUCCUGCAGAAACUCAUGUUGUAACAACAGAAGAUGGUUAUCUCUUAGUAUUACAUCGUAUUCCAGGUGGCAAUAACUCUCUACCUGUAUUAUUGCAACACGGUAUGUUAUGCACUUCCGCCGACUGGAUCAUUCUUGGCAAAGGCAAAGCACUCGCUUAUCUAUUAGCGGAUCAAGGAUAUGAUGUUUGGUUAGGCAAUUUUCGUGGUAAUACCUAUUCAAGGGCGCAUAUUUCUCUGUCUCCGUUGGAAUUAAAAUUUUGGGAUUUUAGCUUUCACGAAAUGGGUAUCUAUGAUUUACCCGUGAUGAUUAAAUUUAUCACAAAUAUGAAAUCGCAACCAUUGCACGCGUACGUUGGUCAUUCGAUGGGUGCAACCAGUUUUUAUGUAAUGGCAUCAGAGCGUCCGGAAAUCGCACGAAUGGUGCAAAAGAUGAUUAAUUUUGCGCCGGGAGUCUUUCUUGACAAAGUAGAAAGUGCAUUAAAAUAUAUCAAUCCUUUCUUGAGAGAAUUUAAGAUAAUCAUGCGGUUAUUCUUUCACGACGAAUUAUUGCCGCAAAAUGAUUUUUUGAAAUUUACUUCAAAAUAUAUCUGCAAUCGAAAUUUCACCACGCAACAGUUAUGUACCAACAUAAUAUUUUUGAUCUGCGGAAGUGAUCCUGAACAAUUUAACUACACUCUUCUACCUGUAAUCCUGGGCGUCGAUCCAGCCGGCACCUCGACUAAAACUUUUCUACAUUUCAAUCAGAUAAACCAGGCAAGCAAGUUUCGCCAAUACGAUUACGGUCGCGAAAAAAAUCUGUUGAUGUACAAUUUGCCGGAACCCCCGGAUUAUAAUCUAGCAAAUACCACAUUACCUAUCGCAUUGUUUUAUGGUCUUGGAGACUUGAUAGUUAACAUCGUGAAAUAUGAAAAUUUUCUGAUAAUUCACAAGAUCACUUUUUUCAAGAGUGUCAAGAGACUCUAUCGCAUAUUACCCAACGUAAUCGACUUAUAUGAAGUGCCAUGGCGCAAUUUCAAUCACGUCGAUUUUAUAUGGGCCAAGGAUGCUCCAAAACUCGUGUACGAAAGAGUUAUCAAGAUUAUGAGAAAUGAGAAUAUAAAUAAUGUUACAUCUACAAAAUAAUGUUACGUCAAUAAUAG
Molecule: messenger RNA, 6285 nt
Organism: Nylanderia fulva
Lineage: Eukaryota; Metazoa; Arthropoda; Insecta; Hymenoptera; Formicidae
Source: RefSeq, a predicted model, not a curated record